Dreissena polymorpha is the source of this 642-nucleotide messenger RNA. RefSeq lists its product as uncharacterized. Gene Ontology annotation, biological process: neuropeptide signaling pathway. Bases 127 to 591 code for a protein of 154 amino acids. Gene Ontology annotation, molecular function: neuropeptide receptor activity. The transcript is spliced from 3 exons. NCBI's taxonomy places the organism in Eukaryota, Metazoa, Mollusca, Bivalvia, Myida, Dreissenidae. The record is from RefSeq and is a predicted model, not a curated record.
GUAAAAUAUAGGUCAGCUUAUAGUGGCUUGAAAAAACACGACAAAUAUACUGUAUGCUGAGUAAAUUCUGUGAAAUUUUCAUUGAAAAAUGUAGAAAAGACAUCCACCUACCGGAUUGACACGCAUAUGCAGCGAAACAACGCCGUUUCCCAAAUUCUCCGGACGUCCAAGUACCUCGCGGCGAUAACAAUGGGAUUCUUCGUUGCUGUGACGCCAUGGACGCUGUGUACGCUGGUCGUCUCGUUGAGUGACGUCACGUUGAACGCGGAUCUGGAUUUCGUGGUCACGUGGGUUGCCAUCAGCAAUAGCUUCUGGAAUGUCGUCAUCUAUUGCGUCAUGAAUAGGAAAUUCAGACAGGCUGCAGUGUCACUUACCGGUAAAGGAAGACGCAGGGAAAUUUCGUUUCCGGAGCGGAUACUAGGCUGUCGGCUGGACUCCAACUCGAUGAGUAUCGAUGUUAACCCAACGGCCCCGUGCGGGCUGUCGCAUUCUGUGCUGACUCCGCAAACUACACAGAACUAUUUAGGGAUGCGGGCGCACCAGUUUGACAGCGAGCUACGCGAACUCGUAUCGUCCUCGGAAACUUCUUAGUUUUUCUCACUUUUUAUGACAACUCCCUCACGAAUAAAAUAUUUUGGUAUA